CACAGCUUGGCGCGGGCGGUGGCGCGGGCGGUUAAGCGGCAGGCACAGCAAGGAGCAGGAGCAAAUGUAUAUGAUGAUGAGGGAUUUCUUUUUGCUUUGAUUUUAAAAAAGGAUGGAUUAGAAGAUGCAAAAUGCAAAACUAAGCUGGAAGAAUACUGUAAAGAAUUUGAAAAUUUGAAUAUAAAUAAAGAAGAAAUACAUAAAAAGCUUAAAGAUUUGUGUGAAAAAGGAAAAAUUCAAAAAAAAUGCCAAGAACUAAAAUCUAACAUUGAAAGCAAGCGCGAUGCAUUCAAACCAAAAUUAAAAAAAGCUGCCGAAAAAGAAGUGUCAAAAUUGGAAAGCAGUGAUUGUUUAAAUGAACAGAAAUGUCUCUUUUUGGAGGGAGCAUUCUCUAAUGAUCUUAAAGAUGAUUGUAACACUUUAAGAAAUAAAUGUUAUGAAAAAAAGCGUGAUAAAGUGGCUGAAGAAGCUCUUUUAAGGGCACUUAAAGGAAAUCUUGAAGAUAAAGAUAAGUGCAAAAAGGAGAUUAAAGAUGUUUGUCGUACAUUGGGUCAAGAAAGUAACGAGUUAAUGCAAAGGUGUUUAAAUCUAGAGUCUACAUGUCUAUCACUAGUACAAGCAGCAGAAGAAAAAUGUAACUCUCUGAAAACAGAGAUAAAGAAUGUACUAGAACCUAGUGGUGACUUAGAAAAAAGAGGGCAUUCUUUACUUGAAAAAUGUUAUUUUUAUGGAAAAAAUUGUAAAGAUGAAUUAAAAUGUAAUGAUUUGCAAGAAAAAUGCAAAAAAAAGGAAAUUGUUUAUACACCACCUGGCUCAAAAUUUGAUCCUACAAGACCAGAGGCUACACUGGCAGAAAAAAUAGGUUUGGAAGAGCUUUACAAAGAAGCAGCGACACAGGGAAUUCUAAUCGGAAAACCACCAGAAAGAGAUGUUGUUGAUUUAUUAGUGUUUCUGUCUGCAAAAACAGGUUUUAACAACGCUCAAUGCCAGAGUGUACUCAAUAAUAAAUGUAGCUCCUUUAGCUAUUUAGCAAAAGAAUUAAAAGAUUUAUGUGAAAAUAAAAACAAUCAUACAGAUAAAUGUAAAGAGUUUGAAAAGGAAUUUAAAGGAAUAGAGGCCGCUUUGACUGCAAAGUUUAAAAAUUUUGGAAAUGAAAUUAAAUUAUGGAACGAAUUGCCGAACUUUCUUACUGAAGAUGAAUGUGCAGAAUUAGAAUCAGACUGUUUUUAUUUUGAAAAUCAAUCUUUCGAGAAACAAUGUAGAAAUAUUAAAGCAGCAUGCUACAAAAAAGGGCUCUAUGCAUUAGCAAACCAAGAAUUGCAGAACAAGCUACGAGGAAAGUUUCAUGAUAUAGAUGACCCAUUGUUUAAAAAGCUUCAAAAAGAAUUAGUAAAGGUGUGUCUGGGUCUGAAAAAAAAGAGCAAUGAGUUGUUUGUGUUUUGUGUCCAGCCAGAUAAUGCUGUUUCUAUACUUUUAGGGGAUUUGCAUUUUAAAGUGGAUCUAUUACAGGAAUAUUUGAAUGCAAGGCGAGAUCUUCCUACGAAACGAGAUUGCAAGAUAUUAUUGAGAAAAUGUAAAGAUCUAGUACAGGAUUCUGAAGAAAUUAAAUGGCCUUGUCAUACACUUAAACAGAAUUGUGAUCGUUUAAGGGUUGUAGAGCAAUUGGAAGAAAAAUUUUUGGAAGAAAAAAUGAAAAAAUUAGAUGACUUGGAUUCAUGUAUAGAAAAGAUCGGUCAGCGAUGUCAUGAAUGGAAUAGAAGAGGAAGAGCACACUUUGAUCUCGCAUGUGUAGCACAGAAUACUACUUGCAAGAUUCUUACAGAAAGCGUAAACUCUAAGUGUACUACAUUGGGAGCACGUAUGAAAAUAAGUGGUGUUGUGAAUAAAGCAAAAAAAGAAAAUACAAUGGAAGAAACAUGCGAUUCUUGGGAACCCUAUUGCAGAAAAUUCAUGUCAAGUUGCCAGAAUUUAACUGCUGGUGAUGGAAAAUGUGACGAACUUGAAAAGCAAUGCGAACCAUAUCGUACACAAAGAGAUCGUGAAGAUCAAGCUAUGCUUGAGUUUAAAGGAAAGCUUGAUAAUAAAGACAAUUGCGUAACAACUCUUAACCAAUAUUGCACACAAUUAAAUAAUGCAACCAAUGGGCUUGAAACUUUGUGUAAAAACAAAGAAAAAGGGAAAAAUGACGCUCAAACUAGAGAAACACUUUGUGAAAAACUAAUUGAACGAGUAAAAAGAAAAUGUAAAGGACUAUCAAAAAAACUUGACAAGGUUAAAAACGAAAUAGAAGAAAAAAAUAAAGAAUAUGAGGAUAUUAAAAAGAAAGCAGAAGAAGCAAUGGAAAAAGCGAAUCUUGUUUUAGCAUUAAAAACAACGAAUAAUAAAUCAGUAGAUAAUGCAGCUUCUAGUACACCUAAGAGUGGAAAAGACGCACCACAAUUUAAACUUGUAAAAAGAAAUACAAAACUGCAAGUAACAGAAGAAGAACUGAAUGCCUUUGAUUUGGUAUCACAAGCGUUUAGUUUGUAUGUAGAGUUAAAGGAAAUGUGCCAUCAUUCACUGAAAGAUUGUGAUUUCAAAAAAGAGUGUAAUUGUGAGGAUCCAUGCGAAAAGAUACAAAAAGUAUGUUCGAAAUUAGAGCCACUAAAAGUGAAACCAUACGAAGCAACAACUAAAAACAUAACAACUACAACCACAACCACAACAACAACGACAACAACCGUUAAAGACGUAAAGGCAACAGACUGCCAGUCUCUACAGACAACAGACACAUGGGUCACAAAGACGUCGACACACACCAGCACCUCUACGACUACGUCCACAGUUACGUCAAGAAUAACACUGACCUCGACGAGGCGGUGUAAGCCUACGAAGUGCACGACAGGAGAGGAAGAUGAUGCAGGAGAGGUGAAGCCGAGUGAGGGGCUGAGGAUGAGUGGGUGGAGUGUGAUGAGGGGGGUGCUAGUGGUAAUGAUGAUUUCAUUCAUGAUUUAG
Messenger RNA from Pneumocystis jirovecii RU7, 2994 nucleotides. RefSeq lists its product as uncharacterized. NCBI's taxonomy places the organism in Eukaryota, Fungi, Ascomycota, Pneumocystomycetes, Pneumocystales, Pneumocystaceae. The transcript has a single exon. The record is from RefSeq and is a predicted model, not a curated record. The annotation marks the transcript as partial.